GUUACAAAUUGAUCAGUGCGGAAUUAAAUUGUAUUAAAUUAUAACACUCGACAAUUAUCUUAAAUUGUACGAAAAAUGUUAAAACCACUUUUUAUUAUAUAUCUUUCAUUAAUAAGCAUUUACGGAGAAAAAGUGAAAUAUACAAAUUACAGUUUGUAUAAAGUGUUACCAAAAAAUUUUGAUCAAUUGCGUAUACUUCAAGAAUUACAAAAUGGUGACAGUAAAUACGAUUUUUGGAGUCAUCCAAAAUCUUCCCUUGAUUACGUCUCAAUAUUAUCCAGUCCUGACAACAAAGAUGUGUUGGAAAGUGUUUUAAAUGAGAAUGAAAUUAAUUAUGAAAUAAAAAUAAGAAAUAUACAAGAUAUAAUAGAUAAGGAUGUGGUUAGAACAUAUUCAAGAGAUAAGGUUAGAAUGGAGUGGUCAGCAUAUUACAAGCUUGAUGAUAUUUAUAAUUGGUUAGAUGAUCUAGCUGCGGUAUAUCCCUCAGUAGCAAGUAUAAUUGUUGGCGGUACUUCAUACCAGGGGAGAGACAUUAAAGGAAUAAAGAUAUCCCAUGGUUCUGGCAGAAAGGCUAUAUUCAUAGAAGGUGGUAUACAUUCUCGAGAGUGGAUUUCACCAGCUACUAUCAACUUUAUCACUAACGAGUUGCUUACUAGUAAUGAUACAGAAACUCAAUCCGCUGCAAGAGAUUUCGACUGGUAUAUAUUCCCUGUCAUUAACCCUGAUGGUUACGUUUGGGCACAUAAUGCAGAAAGAUUAUGGCGAAAAAACAGACGACCGUAUGGCAAUAGCAUUGGUGUCGAUUUGAAUCGAAAUUGGAAUAAUAACUGGCUAAAGAAAGGUGCUAGUAGCAAUCCAUCGUCAAACAACUACGCUGGACCGGGCCCAUUUUCGGAAAUAGAAUCGAGAUCGCUCUCAGCUUAUCUGACAACGAUUGGUGACAAGAUAGACUUAUAUCUAUCAGUCCAUUCGCAUGGACAGUUGCUGAUGUUGCCAUUUGGCAACUCAACAGAACCUCUGGCUAAUUAUUACGAUGCGUUAAAUAUUGGUAGACGCGCUAUGGGAGCACUCUCCGUUAGAUACGGAACUCAGUACACUACUGGAACCAUAGCAGAGACUAUACGUAUGGCCACAGGUUCUACUGUUGAUUGGGUGAAGGAACAGCUACGUAUUCCUCUUGUCUAUGCAUUUGAACUUAGAGAUCGUGGAACUUACGGCUUCUUAUUGCCAGCUGAUCAAAUUCUGCCAUCUGGUGAAGAAACGAUGGACUCUAUUCUUGAAAUAAUACAUCAGGCUAGAAGAUUUGGAUAUUUAAAAAACUAGAGGUAUAGUGGUAACAAACUACAGAAUAAUGACGUCAGAUACGAUUUCUGGACAGAUCCAGGGCCGUACGCUGAUUUCGUAUCGGUUAUGUCAAGUCCAAAAGACAAGGCCGAUUUGGAAGACUUUCUAACGCAACACGGAAUAAAAUUUGAUAUUCCCGUAUUGAAUAUUCAAGAGGCGAUUGAUAAAGAACCAGUAAAAAAGUACACAAGGAGAAACACUAGAUCAAUGACAUGGGAUGGAUACUACCAACUUACAGAUAUUAAUGCGUGGUUAGAUGAUCUAGCAUAUCAAUACCCAGACUCAGUGGAAGUUAUCAAGGGAGGAGAAACAUAUCUAGGUCGAGAUAUCAGAGGUGUAAGAAUUUCACACGGUUCCGGUAGAAAAGCUAUAUUUAUCGAAGGUGGAAUACAUUCUAGAGAAUGGAUUACAGUGGCCACAGUGUGUUACAUCAUUUCUCAGUUAUUAACAAGCAAUGACUCUGAGGUCCAAGGAAUUGCACGUGAUUUCGAUUGGUACAUUUUCCCAGUAACAAAUCCUGAUGGUUAUGAAUGGACCUACCAAGCAGAUAGAAUGUGGCGCAAAAACAGACGGCCGAUAAAUGCCAAUGCGUACGGUGUAGACCUAAACAGAAAUUGGAACAAUAAUUGGCUAGUAUUUGGUGCUAGCACAAAUCCAAAUUCACAAACUUAUCCUGGACUGGGACCAUUCUCUGAGCCCGAAACGAGAACUUUAUCCACAUUUAUCAGAAGUAUAGGCAAUCAAAUAGACGUGUAUCUGUCCUUCCAUUCGUUUGGUCAACUUUUUAUGGUGCCGUUUGGCAACUCCACUGAGCCAUUGGCUAAUUAUCGAGAUGCGGUAAAUAUUGGCAGAAGAGCUAUGGGUGCUUUAUCAUCUAGGUAUGGAACUAUGUACAGGACUGGAAACAUAGCUGAAACUAUUUAUCAAGCCACUGGCGGCAGUGUGGACUGGGUGAAGGAACAGUUAAAGGUACCUCUUGUCUACUGCUACGAGCUCCGUGACCAGGGUCAGUUUGGGUUCAAUUUGCCACCAAAUCAAAUCUUACCGACUGGCGAGGAAACUUUGGAUUCUAUAGUAGAACUCAUACUACAGGCUAGAAGAUUUGGUUAUUUGAAUUGAAAACAUAGACUCGGUGGGAUCUAUGCUUGAUUUUUAUUAUUCUGAUAUUAAUUACAAUAAAUAAAACUGUACUAAAUUAAUAAUGAAACGAUAUUCAAUUGAAUUUACGACCUUAAUAAUCAUUAAAGUAAUAGAUUAGAUUUAGAAAUA
This is a messenger RNA of Galleria mellonella (greater wax moth), 2613 nucleotides long. Its product is annotated as zinc carboxypeptidase A 1-like. NCBI's taxonomy places the organism in Eukaryota, Metazoa, Arthropoda, Insecta, Lepidoptera, Pyralidae. Gene Ontology annotation, biological process: proteolysis. The record is from RefSeq and is a predicted model, not a curated record. Gene Ontology annotation, molecular function: metallocarboxypeptidase activity; zinc ion binding. The transcript is spliced from 12 exons.